UUACGAAUUACGACAGUCGCUCGCGCGGGAAUCAACAACGCGCAUGUGCCGUGUUGCGCACAAUCGUAAAAUAAACCGUGGAAAAUCCGACUGCGCAUUGUUAAUACACGCUAUAAAGAAACCAUUUAUCAUACGACGCAUUUUCUCAAUAUGGUGGGAUAUAAUGAUUUUCUUUAAAUGGAUUUCUCCUCCGGAAGGACCAGUACCUGGAGAUGGUGACGUGACAUGUUAAGCAUGCGGUGGGUGAUCUGGUGGAAUAUUCUAAUAGCGCUCCACGCGCCAGGUCCUUCCAUAGGGCAGACAGCCACGCCGACCAUCUGCGAGGAUGAAGCUUGCCGCUGUGACUCAUUUACAAGGGUCAUAUGCAGCUGUACCAAGGAGUUAGAGGAAGUGACUCUCAGGCCACAAGGUGCUUAUAGAAUACCACCUAUGACCACUGGUAUAAGCAUAGAAGGAUGUCAUAGUGUAACAUUUCUUGAAAAUACUAUUCGAAGUCUUAUUCAACUAAGAACUGUAGAAUUAAAAAAUAUCAGCAACAUCGUGAUCCGUGAACGAGCUUUGGAUUGGUCUCCCUUUAGCAGAGACAGUGAAAUGAAUCCAGGAAUUCGGUUAACAAUAGAAAAUAGUACAGUAAGUGAAAUAGCAUCGCACUCUAUUCAAGGAAGAAUCAACGAAGUGCUCAUCAGCAACAGCCGGAUUAUUAAUUUACGACCCUUCGCGUUUUCUAGUCUAACGGGAGUGAAAAGUGUCGAAUUCAUUAACAAUGAUUUUAUCAAUAUAGACAUACAGACUUUUAAAAAGUUUACUACAUCUAAUUUUAUAAUACGCGGUGGAACUAUACAUCAUUUACCAAGUAGAUUUUUAUCAGAUGUAGAAGUUACUAAUUUAUUUCGACUAGAUGGCGUAAAAAUAAAAUAUUUAUCAAGUCUGACGUUUCUUGUCACCGCACCAAAGAGAAUUUUAAUAGAAAAUAAUGUUAUUGAUACAAUAGAAGGUGAUUGCUUUCACAUGGUUUCUAGAGGUCCGAUAACCUUUAGAAAUAAUUCUGUAACUGUAUUAAAUAAGGGAGCUUUAUUAGGUUUUUCUGUGCAAAGGGAAGUAAUAGCUGUAAUGGGCCGUCAAGAAUUAUUAAUAGAUAAUAAUACAAUAACUAAUUUAACUCCCGCCGCUUUAGUGUAUAAUGAAACAGUUCUUACAAUGCGUGUUGAUGGACUAAAUUUAAAUAAUUCUUGCACUUGUGAGCUGGCAGAAGAAUGGCAUGAUGUUUAUAAUAAGCAAGGCGGAAUUAUAAACUGCUGGUACGAAUUGGAAGGAUAUUUUAUUUCGCUGCCAACUUUCGUCAGUAUACGGUGUGGAACCUUUAAACAAACGUUUUGGAUCUUUGUCGCGGUAGGCGUUCUAUUUGUUGUACUAGCGGCCGGCAUUUCUAUAUUUUUUAUAGUCAGAAAGGAGAAUGAAAAGAAAAAGAAAUUACAAAUAGUUUUACCAGACGGUAAGACUUAUAAAGAAACUGAGUUUCAUGUUAUCGUAGAAAGAGCUGAGCUACUUACGACAGAUUUGUGAGAAUAGUGAUCAUAUUCCUAACAUGUAAAGUUAACGUAUAGUUGCAUAGAAAACUGUCCUAAUCAAACAUUCCUUGAGAGGAUAGAGUUAAGUACAUACUUCUACCUCAGGUAAUCAAGUAAAUGAGGAUGUGCCAAGUCCGGUUAAAUUUAGUCUCCAACAGUAUUAUUAUGUAAAUUUAAAACAGGUUAAUCUAGACUUAAGUGGUUUGUAAUAAAAUUAUUAAUAAACAGUACAGCAACAAA
Molecule: messenger RNA, 1808 nt
Organism: Pieris napi
Lineage: Eukaryota; Metazoa; Arthropoda; Insecta; Lepidoptera; Pieridae
Exons: 3
Coding region: 226-1563 (445 amino acids)
Source: RefSeq, a predicted model, not a curated record